This is a messenger RNA of Mesoplodon densirostris (Blainville's beaked whale), 3341 nucleotides long. It is a transcript of the gene RAF1, whose product is annotated as Raf-1 proto-oncogene, serine/threonine kinase. The coding region runs from base 380 to 2482 and encodes 700 amino acids. Gene Ontology annotation, molecular function: protein kinase activity; ATP binding. Gene Ontology annotation, biological process: protein phosphorylation; signal transduction. Gene Ontology annotation, cellular component: cytosol; plasma membrane; mitochondrion. NCBI's taxonomy places the organism in Eukaryota, Metazoa, Chordata, Mammalia, Artiodactyla, Ziphiidae. The record is from RefSeq and is a predicted model, not a curated record. The transcript has 19 exons.
GGAGCACCGAGUGGAGGGCUCGCUUGCCGGGGCCGCCCGAAAGCGUCUUCAGUGCGGGCGCUGGGGCCGCCAUCUUAGAUGGCGGGAGUAAGACGAGAAAGAGCGUGAGAAGCGAAGGCUUCCCUGCCGCUCUUCUUGGGCCCCGAAGAGGGCCAGCUGGCCGGGCUUUGGGGUGUGUGCCCUGAGGUGCGGAGGCGAGAGCGACGAUGCGAGGGCUGCCCGGGGCCCCGUCCCCUGGGCUGGGGACGCGCCGAAUGUGACCGCCUCCCGCUCCCUCACCCGCCGCGGGGAGGAGGAGCGGAGCAGACGCCACUGCCGGACGACUGGACACAGAGGCGGCCGGGCUCCCUCAGGUUUAAGUAUUGUGUAAGCUGCAUCAAUGGAGCACAUACAGGGGGCCUGGAAGACGAUCAGCAAUGGUUUUGGAUUCAAAGACGCGGUGUUUGAUGGCCCCAGCUGCAUCUCCCCUACAAUAGUUCAGCAGUUUGGCUAUCAGCGUCGGGCAUCAGAUGAUGGCAAACUUACGGACCCUUCUAAGACAAGCAACACUAUCCGUGUUUUUUUGCCAAACAAGCAAAGAACAGUGGUCAAUGUGCGGAAUGGAAUGAGCUUGCAUGACUGCCUUAUGAAAGCUCUCAAGGUGAGGGGCCUGCAACCAGAGUGCUGUGCAGUUUUCAGACUUCUCCACGAACACAAGGGGCAAAGGGAAGACACAGCAGGCAAGCGCCUCAAGAACUGUGUCCCCCUGUCCUGGGGAAUUACAGGGGGUCUUACAGGUGGAACUAGCAGUCCAGGUAAAAAAGCACGUUUAGAUUGGAAUACUGAUGCUGCCUCGUUGAUUGGAGAGGAGCUUCAAGUAGAUUUCCUGGAUCAUGUUCCACUCACAACACACAACUUUGCUCGGAAGACCUUCCUGAAGCUUGCCUUCUGUGACAUCUGUCAGAAGUUCCUGCUAAAUGGGUUUAGAUGUCAGACUUGUGGCUACAAGUUUCACGAGCAUUGUAGCACCAAAGUACCUACUAUGUGUGUGGACUGGAGUAAUAUUAGACAACUCUUGCUGUUCCCAAAUUCCACUGUUGGUGAUAGUGGGGUCCCAGUACUGCCUUCUUUGACAAUGCGUCGGAUGCGAGAGUCUGUUUCCCGGAUGCCUGUUAGUUCCCAGCACAGAUACUCCACACCCCAUGCUUUCACAUUCAACACCUCCAGCCCCUCCUCUGAAGGUUCCCUCUCCCAGAGGCAGAGGUCGACGUCCACACCUAAUGUCCACAUGGUCAGCACCACCUUGCCCGUGGACAGCAGGAUGAUUGAGAAUAACAGCCUGAAUGCCUCUCCCAGGGCGUGGUCCAGACGAUUUUGUUUGAGGGGAAGAGAUGCAAUUCGAAGUCAUGGUGAAUCAGCCUCACCUUCAGCCUUGUCCAGCAGUCCCAACAAUCUGAGCCCAACAGGCUGGUCACAGCCCAAAACCCCUGUGCCGGCACAGAGAGAGCGGGCACCGGGAUCCAGCACCCACGAGAAAAACAAAAUUAGGCCUCGUGGACAGAGAGAUUCAAGCUAUUACUGGGAAAUAGAAGCCAGUGAAGUGAUGCUCUCCACUCGGAUUGGGUCAGGCUCCUUUGGAACUGUUUAUAAGGGCAAGUGGCAUGGAGACGUUGCAGUAAAGAUUCUAAAGGUUGUUGACCCCACACCAGAGCAGUUCCAGGCCUUCAGGAAUGAAGUGGCUGUCCUUCGCAAAACCCGGCAUGUGAACAUCCUACUCUUCAUGGGGUACAUGACAAAGGACAACCUGGCAAUUGUGACCCAGUGGUGCGAGGGCAGCAGCCUCUAUAAACACCUGCACGUCCAGGAGACCAAGUUCCAGAUGUUCCAGUUGAUUGACAUUGCCCGGCAGACCGCUCAGGGAAUGGACUACUUGCAUGCAAAGAACAUCAUCCACAGAGACAUGAAAUCCAACAAUAUAUUUCUCCACGAAGGCCUGACGGUGAAAAUUGGAGACUUCGGUUUGGCAACAGUGAAGUCGCGCUGGAGUGGUUCUCAGCAGGUUGAACAACCCACCGGCUCCAUCUUGUGGAUGGCCCCAGAGGUGAUUCGAAUGCAGGACAAUAACCCGUUCAGCUUCCAGUCCGACGUCUACUCGUACGGCAUCGUGCUGUACGAGCUCAUGACGGGGGAGCUGCCCUACUCCCACAUCAGCAACCGCGAUCAGAUCAUCUUCAUGGUAGGCCGAGGGUACGCCUCCCCAGACCUUAGUAAGCUGUACAAGAACUGCCCCAAAGCAAUGAAGAGGCUGGUAGCCGACUGUGUGAAGAAAGUUAAGGAAGAGAGGCCUCUUUUUCCCCAGAUCCUGUCUUCCAUUGAGCUGCUCCAACACUCUCUACCGAAAAUCAACCGGAGCGCUUCUGAGCCAUCCCUGCACCGGGCGGCCCAUACCGAGGACAUCAAUGCCUGCACGCUGACCACAUCCCCUAGAUUGCCUGUCUUCUAGCUGACUCUGCACCUGCACUCAGGCCACCAGGUGGGAAGGGAAGUGAGCAGGCAUCACCUUUCUGCGGGGACAGAGCUCGUCUUCAGAGAAGCUGCUGCUAAGACCUUCUAGACCACUCACAGGGCCUUAACUUCACGUUGCCUUUUCUACCCCUCUGGCCCUGGGAGGAGGAAGCCAUUCGCAGUGUUGGUUUGUCCUGCUCCCCCGCAACCCCUGUGCUCAUAAGCCGAGCCUCCUUCAGAUGCACCGGGGGCUGCUGAUGGCAGUACAUGAUCUGGGGCCCCAGCUGUUGGCUAACGAGUAUUUUUAGGGCAAGAAAAAGCACUCAGAGGGGAAAUGCAGGUAGCAGGCAAACCAGCCGUGACGUGGGGACACGUGGAUUUUGGAAAUCAGCUCCUAUGAGGAACGCUUAUACAGAAGGACUUCUCUUCAGAGAUACGUGGUGUGGCACCAAACAGGUAGUUUUGCACAUAAUGCACCAAACAGCCCAGGACUGUCGAGACUGUGGCAGCCUGGAGGAGCCUGCUUUGGUACUAUGGACUUGACUUUGGGGACACUUCCUUUUCUUGAAGGUCUCUAGUGCUUUGGGAUAGUUUUCCAGAAGAGGUGCUUGGCCUGCCCCUCCCAGUCUCCGCCCUCUCAGGGAGCAGUCUUCCAUUGUGCUGAAUUUGUCUUCCAGGAGCUGCCCCUAUGGGGCGGGGGCGGGCCCCCCCACCCCCGCCCUGCCAGCCUUGUCCCUACAUCACAUCCUGUAUGCAAGGAAGCCAGGAACACAGGUUUUCUUGGGUUUAAUUUUGUUUUUAUUGCGCCUGACAAAAUACAGUUAUUCAAUUUGUUAUUUUAAUAAAAUAAAUUAAAU